Filobasidium floriforme is the source of this 1727-nucleotide messenger RNA. RefSeq lists its product as uncharacterized. The record is from RefSeq and is a predicted model, not a curated record. NCBI's taxonomy places the organism in Eukaryota, Fungi, Basidiomycota, Tremellomycetes, Filobasidiales, Filobasidiaceae. Bases 116 to 1537 code for a protein of 473 amino acids. The transcript has 9 exons.
UCUCAAUCAUCCAGACUAACCAGCGACCAUACUGAGUAGGACAGAUCCAGCUAAUCGGCCAAGCCCGCCCUGCUAGCCCCCACCCAGCCAGCGAGAACGCGAAUCUCCUUGAACGAUGGCCAGCUUCAACAAGGAAGGCUCCCUUCAGCUCGACCCGGCGUCCAUCCUCCCUUCCACCCGCCGGACAGCCUCGAACCUGUCAAACCUGCUUCAACUCACUCUGAACCGUCUACGAAGAAAUCGAUGGAACAUCCUCGCCCUCCCGUUCGUCUGCCUGGUCUUUCUCUGGCUCGUACCCCUGAGCCCGCCGUUGCCUCCGAGUUAUGCAACCGAAUGGGGCGAGGAGAGGUGGUUGCCUCAGAUGGCGUUUGAGGGGAACAUGGAGAGUAAGGAGGAGGGAAGAUUCGUCAACUUUGCACCGAUCAAGGAAGAAGGCUUCAACUACCAGCUUCAAAGCCUCAUAUUACAACAGCACACUGCUUUUCUGUCAAACAGAUCGCUGGCUUACCACCCUUAUCAUGUCCACGACUCCAUCUUCCCUAUAUCGCCCACACACUGGCCCUUGAAAUCGUCUAGGAUCCCAAUGACGGCGUUGAUCUGGUCCGUGUCGAGCGGAUUCGAGGGCAUGUUUGAUCGAAGACGAGGCAUCCCGCUCAAACAUUUCCAGACCGUCUGUGGGGUGCACGAGAUCCAGCGUGUCGAGCUGCACGUGGACAUGGCGCAUGCUGGGGACGAAGGACAGGCCGUGGAGAUGAUGAAGAAUAUGGCGAGAAAAUUGGAGGACGAGAGUCUGGGGAGGUGUGUCGAGGUCUCGGUAAACCCAUUCGAUAGAGGAUUCUUCGAAUCCCAUUUCCCCGAAGCAUUGUUCCCUUCCUUGUCGACAUCCCCGGUGGUCAAGCAGUUUUCGUUCUCCCCUCGGGUCUUUCGGAUAAUCAACCGCUCCUUGGAGCUGUUAUCACCUGGGGCGAAACCGUACGACGAAGAGAUCGAGAUGGUCAAGAAGCCCAGGAGGGCGAAACCUUGGAAGAACCUGUUGGCACUGCAUCUGAGAAAAAGCACGGACUCGGAGUACUGCGCAAGUCUAGGGGAACGAUCCGCCCCGUUCGUGGGGUUCAAUAAGUUGCCCAAACUGCCUGGAAACGAAAACGUCCCGCCACCUAACGGCAUGGUCUCGGCCGCUCGUCAAGGAUUAUACUUAGCAAAGUGCGACCCGCCCAUCCUCGACAUCAUCGCUCGAGCACGUCGGCUUCGAGAUAAUCACCCGACGUUGAGCUCGAUCUAUAUCCUCUCGAACGGGGAUUAUGGUUUUGUCGCCGAGGCGAGAAAGUGGCUAGAAUCCGAUGGUUGGGACAGGGUUCUGACCAGCGCCGAUGUCGCUUACAAGUGGGAAGAUCGAGAGAUUGUAGAGGCCGUCGAUACCGAGAUCGCUCGGCGUUCGGGCGUGUUUGUGGGCAACGGCUUCUCCGCUCUGAGCAGCAACGUCGCUUUGCUGAGAAAUGCUGAUGGCAAACAUACCGAUUUUACGCAGUACUGGUAGCUGUGAUUUAUUGUACCGGGAACAUUGGGAUUUUGGGUCUGUCAUUCACGAGGGUCACAUAGGGCAAGGGCUAUUUGUAUGUUCUAGGUCGUAUGCGUAUAUCGAGGGUGUUUUUCUUUGUGAACCCCUAAGACUUGCAUAAGAUGCGAGAAACUCAGGCGAAAGCAUAUAGAUGAGCUUGCGACCUUGA